Molecule: messenger RNA, 927 nt
Organism: Clonostachys byssicola
Lineage: Eukaryota; Fungi; Ascomycota; Sordariomycetes; Hypocreales; Bionectriaceae
Source: the annotation of a GenBank genome assembly
AUGUCGCCCACUGGAGGAAAAGAGGUGGAAGUGGUUAUCAACAAUUCCCACUCCCCAAGUCCACAUAACUCCCGCGACCAAAUCGCCAAACUAAAGGCGAGCGACAACUCAGAUGACACCGAGUUGAAUAGUCGAUUUGAGAAUAACCCUGACCAAAUCGACCAACUAGGGGCGAGCAAUAACUCGAAUGACACUGAGUUGAAUACCCCUCGGCCUAAACGCCGGCGAUUCAACAAUGACUUUAGCCAAAUCGGCCAACUAGAGGCGAGCAGCAACUUAAAUGAUACUGAGCUAAAUAAUCGAUUUGACAAUGACCAAAUUGCUCAACUAGAGGCGAGCGACAACUCAGACGACACUGAGCUGAAUACCCCUCGGCCUGAACGCUGUCGUUUCGACAAUAUCCUCGACAAUAUCCCUGACGAUAUCCUCGACAAUCCCCCCGACAAUCCCCCCGACAAUCCCCCCGACAAUAUCAUCGACAAUAUUCCCGACCAAAGCGCUUGGCAAGAGGAUGAAAACUCCUCAAAUGACUCCCAAUCUAGGGAAAGAGAGUCUGUUCCUUCAGGGCCUACUUGUGAUAACCAGGUCACUAAGAUUCUAUCUCAACUCACAAUAUUAAAUACCAAGCAGGAGGAGAUUGGAUCAACAACAGCAAAUCAAAUUCAUGACCUCAAAAGGGAAGUUGAGGAUCUCAAUAGGAGAUUGUCCCUGAAGGAAACUCAACUUGAGGAAAGUGGGAAAGAGAUGGUUGAUAUGCUAGAGCAGAAGGCAGAUGAAUGGAGGGAGGAUCUGAAGAAAAUGGCUGCCGACUGGAAGGAUGAGAUGUUGAGGAUGGCUGUGGAUUGGAAGGAUGAGCUUAUUGGAAGCAUUCUUGAUAGGAACCCUAGUCACGUUUCUAUGCAAUGGAGACAUAGGAACGUAGAGUGA